AUGAAAGCAUUUGUUAAUACCGUUGUCCAAAUUCCUUCUGGUUUUGCUCUUCCACUUUCAACUCAAGAAGAAAGCCUUAUACCCUGCAAAUGCACCAAUGAUAAUGUCAAUGAUGAGGAAGAUAAGGAAGGUAAUUCAUUUACUGAGUCAACUACCUAUGACAAUAGUGAUAAUGUGUAG
Molecule: messenger RNA, 180 nt
Organism: Scutellospora calospora
Lineage: Eukaryota; Fungi; Glomeromycota; Glomeromycetes; Diversisporales; Gigasporaceae
Source: the annotation of a GenBank genome assembly